This is a messenger RNA of Histoplasma mississippiense, 2826 nucleotides long. RefSeq lists its product with no specific name. Gene Ontology annotation, cellular component: catalytic step 2 spliceosome. Gene Ontology annotation, molecular function: protein binding. The transcript has 4 exons. Bases 1 to 2826 code for a protein of 941 amino acids. Gene Ontology annotation, biological process: negative regulation of RNA catabolic process; regulatory ncRNA-mediated post-transcriptional gene silencing. Lineage: Eukaryota; Fungi; Ascomycota; Eurotiomycetes; Onygenales; Ajellomycetaceae. The record is from RefSeq and is a predicted model, not a curated record.
AUGCAGUUUCAGGAACAGAAGCCAAUCCCGAAGUUCGCGAGCUUCCGACCACCAUCAUCCACAGCAAGCGCGGAAGUCAGCUCUGAACACGAAAAAGGAGGAGCUUCCAGAAAACAUGAACGGUUUAGACACGAAUCUAGACACUCGCGGUUUAGGGGUCAUUCCCAUUCGCGGAGUGCUGAGCUGGAUCGCCACCGUGAGCCGCAUUCUCGGGAUAGCAGAAGGGUAGAACCCAAGCCAGAUAAACUCGACGAACAGGACCUUUUUAUCAUAGAUAAAAAGGGUGAUAAAUACAAUGUGGCGGAAUCAACGCCCGAGGACAGUACCAUUGAUUACAGAUCAAUCGAAGGAAAGGCUAAAGUACCCAAAGAACUUUCCGGAGGUGCGGUCAUAGUUUCAGACUCAGAUAUAGCUUCUGAUGAUGAAAGUGCCCGCCGCCGCAAUGCCGACCUAUCCAGAAGGGUCACAGAACGCCCGGAUGACAUUGAAAGCUGGCUGCAACUCAUUGAGCAUCAGAGCUCGUUGGUUGGAAUCGCCACGAGUAACGGACAACGCAGACUCACUACAGCAGAGAAGAGGAGUGUUGCGGAUAUCAAAAUAUCAAUGUACGAAAAAGCACUAAGUAAAUUGCCUCCUAAAGCUCACCGGGAUCGUCUCCUGCUUGACUGCUUGAAGCUCAACGCAUCGCGCAAAAGCAGCUCAGAACUCAAUGUGAUCAGCAUAUAUCUUAUGCUCCGCCUAAGUUGCUUCAUGCGAGAGGCAGGAUAUGUGGAGCAUGCCGUUGGCCUGUGGCAAGCAGCUUUAGAGUUCAAUUUCUUCCACCCCGCGUCACUUGAUAUAUCGAGAGAUGUUAAGGCUGAAUUACCUGCCUUUUGUGAAUUUUGGGAUAGCGAAAUACCGAGGAUCGGGGAAAUUGGGGCAAAAGGUUGGGGCGGCGGGGAAAAUGUAUCUCCUAAUCCCAAAUCAAAUGGCCCAAGUUGGGAAAUAGAUCAAAAAUCAAUAUUUGAAUCCUGGGAGCAAUCUGAACGAUGCAAAAUGCGCUAUUCGCGUCUUCCAGCUCGCACCUCGGACGAUGUCGAAGAGGAUGAUCCAUAUCGAGUGAUAUUGUCUUCGGAUAUCACUGAUUUUCUUAUUUCAUAUUCAGAUGUUCCCGAUUUACUAAUUGGCGCUUUCAUGAUUUUCUGUGGUCUCCCUCCACUAGCAUCAUCUGGGAAUGAGGAUGUUCUAAAUCAAUGGCGCAGAGAUCCAUUUGUUCGCAACAAUCUGCUCGAUGAUUUUGAUAGCCAGUUGCCAACGUGGUUCUCAGAUGUGGUUCAUGGGCCACAAGAUCCUAUUCACAGCCAACUGAACACCUUCCCUCUACCCACCUUUGCAAACAGUUCAGACACAUUAUUUGAUAAUGGAACUUGGUUCUCGGAGCUUCGAGUAUGGAAAAACACAUAUUUGAAUGGUCACAGCCCUCUUGACGGCGAGUGGGUGAGGAGAACACUACGACACUUGGUGAAUCGGUUUCCCGAGCGGGAUGAUCUUGCAGAGUUCACUGUUGCGCUUGAAUUUAUUUCAAAUGCCAGUGAGGCAAAAAAAUAUGCGAAGAACCUUCUUAAGAAACGUUCAUCAAGCCUGAGACUAUAUAAUGCUUAUGCUCUGAUGGAAAUUCGCAGCGGCCGGAUAACAGCGGCAGAGCAUGUUUGGACCACAGCCUUAUCGAUGAGCGACAGUUUGAAGAAGGAGGAUAAAGUAGACAGCAUACUGUUAUGGCGAACUUGGGCCUGGGAGAUUCUUACCGACCUUAACAAUGACAAGACAGUUCGAUUGUUACUCGCGAUCCCCACUGGCACCAUAGAUUCAACCACCUUAGCCGAUGAUUCUAAAUCCUCUACAUCUAUCAGACCUGCCGAAUUCCUCAAGGCUCAAAUGUACCUCACUGAAACCCAGGAGCAUGGCCUCACCUCGCGGAAGCCUAACGUGUUCGUUAGCGCUGUCGAAUGCCUCGGGUUGUUGGUCUAUUUGACUAGGAACCUCGACAUUGACGCUGCUAUAAAUGUCUACGCAACUGGUCAUUCCCGCCUUGUCGCACAUCGGUUAGAAAACACAUUAUUUGGAGAACUCCUCUUGCAAGCGAAAGCGAAACUUCUGUAUCACCACGCCACUUCAACCAGGAUAUACAAACCAGUCCUCCUUCGGUCGGAAUUAACAGAUAGCAUAUCUCACUUCCCGCAAAACACCUUAUUCCUCAGUCUCUUUGCCUGGAAUGAAUCUCGUUUCCGGAUUGAUGACCGCGUCCGCUCCGUCCUGCGUCAAUAUACAACCCCGAAAACAUGUAACGAAAACGACAAAUUUUUACAAACCUGCUUUUCGACAAGCUCGACGCUAAUCCCCCAUCUCUUUUCUAUUUUCACCGAACUCCACCGAGGUGUCUCGUCGGGGUCGACUGUCCAUUCUGCCCGUGCAGUUUUCGAAUCAGCACUCACCAGUCCAUCUGGACAAUCCAGCGCUUCUACCUGGAAACUGUACAUUCUUUUCGAACUUACGCUAUCACAGUGGGGGCGUGCGAGAGAGGUAUUUUAUCGCGCGAUACGUUCUUGCCCAUGGGCGAAGGAGUUGGUAUUGCUUGCAUUUCGAGAACGGGGGUUACGGGAGCUGAUGGGACAGGAUGAGCUGAGAAAGGUGUGGAAUGUACUUGUUGAGAAGGAGUUGAGAAUUCACGUGGAUUUGGAAGAAUGGUUUAAUGACAGGGGCAAAGAGAGGGGGGAACUUGAUUUCACUAGGGAUCUCCCUAUUCAUAUGCCUGAAGAUCUGAGUAGUAGUGAUGAAGGACCAUCAUAA